This is a messenger RNA of Harpegnathos saltator (Jerdon's jumping ant), 5490 nucleotides long. RefSeq names its product espin protein forked (gene f). Gene Ontology annotation, biological process: actin filament bundle assembly. Gene Ontology annotation, molecular function: actin filament binding. The record is from RefSeq and is a predicted model, not a curated record. The transcript is spliced from 12 exons. Lineage: Eukaryota; Metazoa; Arthropoda; Insecta; Hymenoptera; Formicidae. Gene Ontology annotation, cellular component: cytoplasm. The coding region runs from base 2121 to 4442 and encodes 773 amino acids.
UAAUGUGCAAUUAACGACAACACACCUUUGAUUAUGAUGGCGCGCUCGGUCGGUAUCGGAUCUUUCCUAUCGAAUCUUAUCUUCGACGCCCGCGCAUCGGGCGUCUCAUGUUUUAUGCCUUAACAUUGCGAUUAGAGCCGCUCGCGCACGACCUUCAAGCGCGAUUUGCAUCUUGCAAGCGCGAUGAUUGCACGAGCGCGAGUCCAAAAAUCGCAGCGUAUCUCAGUCUCAUUAAGCGUGCUGAUAUACACGCCGCGCGUGUACAGUGAGUAAUAACGAGGAGAGAUCGCGACGCGUCGACGCGCUAAUCACAGCUUCCCGACUUGAUACCGUCCCUCGGCUGCUCCUCGGGAACGUCGAAAAGCAUCGGCGUCAUCGGCGUCUCGGGGAAGAGGCCGGGAAAGACGGCGAUGGUUCGAGGGAAAACGUCCCGAGAAUUUCUCCCCAUAAAUGACCAGCCAACCGACAUCCCCCGAAGAGAGACGGGGGUCUCGUGGGCAAACUGGAGCGUGGCGGGAAAAUCCGCGGGAUCCGCCGGGAGUAGGACAACGCGACGAGAGGCAAAAGGACGACGCGAUCCGCGGCGAGGCGGCCGAGAGGUGGAGAGGCGGACAACGAGCACCGGAGAGGCAUCGCAUCCCUACCUCGUCCGCCUCACCGGCGGAUGAGAGAGAAGAGCAGGUGGGCUCUCGACGAUCGGACCUGACGACUACGAGAGAGUCCCGGUCUGCCGCCUCCUGCGCUCAGCACGCUGCGGAGGCACGAGAGACGCGCGACGACGACGACGACAGAGAGACUCGCGCGGCGAGGCGCGAGUUCGUUGGCCGACCGUCACCCGCGCGCGCCCGUACCCGGCCGUUCCCGACCGGCCGGUCGCCUGCUGGUGUGCCCGGCGACGACGGGCCGAGCGAACGUAUUCUGGAAGCCGGAUCGGAUCGGAGGAAAAGGGCACCUGGACCACCGGCCUGACGACCUGCGCCUGACGAACAGGCGCGGGCGCGGUCCGCUUCGCUUCGCUUUCCUUCGCCUCGCCUCGCCUCGCCUCGCCUCGCCUCGCCUCGCCUCGCUUAGCCCCAGCUCGACUCGACUCCACUCGCCGUAGCGCGCUUCGCCGCCACCAGAGGAAAACCCGCGCACCAGGUUCCAGUCGAGAAAUCGACCCGCGUCACCCAGGCCGACAGGCAGGUGCUAACUCGCGCGUGACUCCGGUUAGCUUCGAGUCAUAGUCGCGCGCCCGCUCGCACUGGCCGGACGUGCUCGUCGAGCACGGCAAGAGCCGGUGAGAAAACGCUACGCGUGCGGACUCGAGCACUGAGGAUUUUGCGUGAUUUCGACUGGCCAAAACUGGACCGCGAGUCGCGAGAGGAGCCUGGAGAGACUCGUCCGGAGAGGAGAGACAGUGAGACCGCGAGGCUCUUGAAGGAUUUUGGAGGAAUAUUCAGUAGAGAAAUUUCGACUUUUGAAACUCGCUGGAGGAAAUUUGAGAGAGAGAGAGAGAGAGAGAGUGUCUCUGCAAAUUUGCUCGAAAGCCCUAAGCGGCUCAGGAGCAAAAGUACGGACGCUGGAAAAUCCCGAACGUAUCAUUUUGAAGUCUUAAGACGCUUUGGGCGAUUCUGGCGUCUAUUGAAGCGUCGGAAGGAUCGGAAGUAACUGGACGCGUUCGAGAAAUUCUCGCGAAUUUGUGUGAACCGGUUUGGAUACCCGGAUCGAAAUCCGGAGGGACUUGGGGACGCGCUUGAAGAACGAAGAGAUUCGACUGCGGUGACUCGAUCUUGAAAUUCGCGACAGCCGAGGGGAGAGUCGGAAGAGGGUGGUCCUGAGGAUUCGCGUGGAGCACGAGGAGAGCGCAUCGGCGGCGCCAACGUGGAGCGGAGGUACCGUUGUCUCUCUGGUCGCGCUGGGGACUCGCGGAUGAACGGCCUUGACGGCGCGAGCCUUGGCGAGCCCCGGUUUGGUCCGAACUAGGACAGCGGAGCGUGCGUUCCGACAGAUGAGCGGAAGGAUCGAGCGGAGCCUUCUUCUGCGACCGAGCGCGGAGCCGCCUGCGACGAGCGACCGGAGGCGACCUGAGAGGCUUUUUGGUUUCCGGUUGCGCAGCGGAGUACCAAGUCCGGUUUUGCAUGGGUGUAUACCAGCAGGAGACCGGCAAGCCUCCUCCUAAUGUCACCCCGAAGAUGGCCAGGGAUCGUUCCGGGUCGGACUACUCGGGUCACAUGAGCGACACCACGACGUGCAGCUGCGUCGCCAGCUCCAUGGACAAGUGCUCGUUACGUGGCUGCGGGAUGUUCCAGGAGCCAUUCUUCCUGCACCCGCCGGGCUCCCGGCCGCGGGACGGCAUCUACAUCAACCCGAUGAGCGCGUAUAUCGGAGAGCCGCCGAAGCCGAAGGACACGGAGUCCUUCUACCUGCACAGCCCGCACGAUCUCGUCUACACGAGGAUCACCCGGCUGUUCGGCGAUGCCGAGAAGCCGCGGAACGGCGUCGCGGCGGAGCGCCAUGCGGAGAGGAAAGACGAGACUCUGACUGUGAAAGUGGACGUGCACAUCAACAACGGCGGCUUCAACCGGUCGCUUCAUCCCGGCAACGGACACGCGGCCCGCUCCGAGAUCGCCCCGAGAGAGUCCUCGGAGCACGCUUACGAGCAGAUCUGCGUACGACAGGAGGAGACUGGCAGCGUCGGCUCGUCGUCGCGCAAGAAGCUGGCUGACAACACCUCCGACAGCAGUCGUUCUCGGAAAACCGACAGGCGAUACAGCCGGUCCAGCAGCGCCAGCGAGUCCUCGAACAUGAGUAGCGAGAUCCACUGCUUGUCCUCGACAACGUCUACCCCCUCUUUGUCGCGACACAGCAGCAACGAGCGGAUCGGCAAGGGUGUCAAGACGAAUCCCGACGUGUCGCAUGAGAGGAAGGACUCGUCGAGCACGCACGUGGAAAGUGAAAAGGAGACCCGAGCGGCCGGCAAUGGCGGACCUAGUCUUUCGAAACCACCGCCACCCCCGCCGCCGCCGCCACCGGACAAGGAUGACGACGUGGUGGUCGUCCUGGUGAGCGCCAAGCAGAGCGCGGAGAGCAUCGCCGUCGGCGAGAAGAAAGAGCCGCGGAGCACCGGCCAGGACGGAAGGAGCGAGUCCUCCGCGACCAACAAGUCCGACGUAUCCUCCGGCGAGCAUCAGCAGCCGGAAGUGCCUCCCGCCAGUGCGCCGGUGGACGCGGACGAAAUCAAAGCGAGCCAGGCGUCCCACCUGGUAAACAGGCACAUGGUGCUGCCGUUUAUACCGCCCAAGUUCGCCAACGCGGACUCCAACACCCUGCUGAAGCCGUCCGAGUACCUGAAGAGCAUCUGCAAGGCGCCGUCGAAGAACAGCCUGUCGAAGGCGAGGUCAGUGGACAACUUGGACAUCCAGAGCCGGAAUAACGAGCAGGCUGAGGAGGAGGCGGAAGGCGCGGAGGAGGAAGAGGAGGAGGAGGAGGAGGAGGAAGGUGCGCGAAGGAGCGAAGAGGCCAAGGGGUCUCCUACGGGCCCGCCGCCGCCGCCGUUGUCGCCCUUGCAGCGAGCACGGGCUAAUCAAGUAGCAGGUACCGGCGGCAACGAGUCCGAGAGCUCCAAGAAUCCGCAACCCUUGGCGACGAUCAGCAUUCAGGACCUCACGAGUAUCCAGCUACGACGGACCGGCACGAAGAUGAACGCUACCAAGACGUUCUCCGCUCCGCCUCCUCGCAGCGUGUCCAUGACUAACGUUUCAGAGCCGUUCUUCGUGCAAAAGACGGACCUGAUCGCCGAGCUGAAGCGCACCAAGGACAUACCCGGCAUCAAGAAACUGAAGGUGGAGCGGGCGCAGGUGGAGAAGACUCAGGAGCAGAAUCUCAUGUCGGAAAUCAAUAAAGCCUUCAGCGUCACGAAUUUCGUCGAUCAGAUUCCGGAGAAGGACAGCUCAGGAAACGUGAUACCGAUCUGGAAGCGGCAGAUGCUGGCGCGGAAGGCCGCGGAACGCGCGAAGAAGGAGCUCGAGGAGCAGAUAGCGCGGGAGAACGAGGAGAGGCGGCAGAAGGCGAUCCCGCCGUGGAAGCGACAGCUUCUCGCCAAGAAGGACAGCGAGGAAAAGAGACUGAACCAGACACAGCAGGCGUCCGCGUCGGCCGCUUCCGCCGUCGCCGCCGCCUCCGCUGUCGUCGUCGUCGCUGCCGCCGCCGCCGCCGCCGCCACCGCCACCGCCACCGCCACCGCCACCACCACCACCGCUACGCCGGCCAAGUUCGACGCGACGACGAAACCGAAGAGGGACGCCUCACCGGCGACGUCGAGCGUCAUCAAGAAGGAGGAGAAGCCCGAGGCCGACGAGAAGCGGGAGGACUCGACCAAGGACGAUUCCGACGAUGGCCAAAUUAUACCCUGGCGGGCGCAAUUAAGGAAGACCAACAGCAAACUCAACAUCCUCGAUUAACGAUCGGGCGGCCCAAGAAAAUACGCGCGGUCGCGUCACGAAAGCGAGUUUAAGCACCGUGAGAGAGAGAGAGAGAGAGAGAGAGAGAGAGAGAGAGAGAGAGAGAAGGAGAGCGAAAAAAAUUCGGGAGAAGGACAAGACACGGUGCGCGCGAGUAAUUCGCGCUUUAUCCCUCGGACUACGGCGAGUCUACUCGUGUAAUCGGAGUUAAUAUAAUGUAACUUACGCAAUCCGGGUAAAAUGUGAGCGAGAAGAGGAGGAGGAGGAGGAGGGGUGUCUGUCUGUUCUCGCUAGCGGAGAUAUAAAUGAACAUAUAAGGUGAUUCAUGGUAUUACACAACGCACGAAGCGUCUUCGAUGCUCUCGAAGACUAGCACGUACGUACACUCGUAUAAGAUACUCCACCGCGGAGUCGAGCGGAUAUAGUCGAGAAGGAUACUUUUUUUUCUCUUUUUUUUUUUCCAAUGUACUCCAUUUGCGUCCAUAUUGCGCCUUUGCGAAAUAUCCUCGCACGUGUCACCGCGUGGUGUGACUAACAUUGUACCUUCGAACGUAUGCAUACACAUAUAUAUUUCUUUUUUCCCGACGACAAUACGUUUGCGGAAUUAUAAUUCGCGAGGGGUAUAUGCGAGAGCGUUCCCGGAUACAGGAGAUAUAGAAACUAUCUUACAACUGCGCAGAGAGGCGGAGGAAGAGGGACAGAGAGGGAGAGGGAGACCUGAUCGUCUCUCAUCAGUCGGAGAACCGACUGCGACCAAUGUACAUACGAAAAAGUUUGAUGAUUCCGUUUGCAUUAUACAGCUUGAGGUAAACUGCCAGACCUGACGAAUCCUAAUUAGUUAAUCGCGAUCCUGCACUAUCGACGCGGCCGCGGUAAGAUUCCGCUCGGCCCGGUCGGUCGUUUCCAUUCGACGAAAAUUCCACGCGCGCCGCUUAAUCGCUAAGCGAAGCGAGGAGGAGGAGGUGAAAGGUGAAGAUCGAGGAGCAGCGGAGAUUACGGGCGUAUCUCGCUGACUUUCGCUGUGAGGAGAGGAGAGCAGAGGAGAGGG